CAAACAUGGCAGCCCAGUAGUGUACAUCACAUUUUGCGAAGGUUGCAGUCAAUUUAACAGGAUGUUAAUGAAGAUAUAGUAAAUAUGCUCAGCUUGACAAUAAAAGAGGUGUCCUUGGCACUCAGAGAAGGAAGGAUCUCCCCGACAGAGCUCUGCAGGAAAUGUCUGAACCGUGUCAAGAAAACACAUCAUCUCAAUGCUUACAUUACAGUGACAGAAGAUCUGGCACUGAAACAGGCUCAAGAAGCAGAAACCAGACUCCUGCAAGGCACUCCCAGGGGUUUAUUAGAUGGAAUCCCUUUUGCCGUCAAGGACAACUUCUGUACUGAAAAUGUCAAAACCACAUGUGCUUCCAGGAUGCUCAAAGACUACAUUCCACCAUUUAAUGCCACAGUGGUCCAAAAGCUCCUUGACCAAGGAGCAGUUCUCAUCGGGAAGACCAACAUGGAUGAGUUUGCCAUGGGUUCAGGAAGCACUGAUGGGGCUUUUGGUCCAGUGAGGAACCCCUGGAGCUAUGCUGCUCCUUACAGAGAACAGAAGGGGGUGGAGCCACAGUCUGACUGGGUCAUCAGUGGAGGAAGUUCAGGUGGAAGUGCUGUGGCUGUGGCUUCACUCACAAGCUACUUGGCUCUGGGUUCAGACACAGGAGGAUCUACACGUAACCCAGGAUCCCUGUGUGGUGUUGUAGCCCUGAAGCCCACCUAUGGUCUACUGUCCAGACAUGGCCUUAUCCCCCUUGUGAACUCCAUGGAUGUCCCAGGCAUCAUGACCCGUAGUGUUAAUGAUGCAGCUGUUGUUUUAGGUGUCCUUCAGGGCCUUGAUGUGAAAGAUUCAACCACAAUUCCUGCCCCCCCAUCCUUUACAGAACUACCUGAAGACUUUGAUGUCAGGAACAUCUGUGUAGGCAUCCCUAAGGAGUACCAUGCCCCGGGGCUGUCUGACGAGACUGUAGCGCAGUGGAGUCGUGUUGCUGACAUGUUUGAGCGAGCGGGGGCGCGGGUGGAGCAGGUGUCUCUCCCCCACACCCAGCACUCCAUUGUGUGUUACCACGUCCUGUGCUGCGCUGAGGUGGCUUCUAACAUGGCACGCUUUGACGGCCUGGAAUACGGCCACCGCAGUGAGGUGGAUAGUUCCACUGAAGCCAUGUAUGCCUCAACCAGACAUGAGGGCUUCAAUGAUGUGGUGAGAGGGAGGAUACUGUCUGGAAACUACUUCCUGCUUAAACAGAACUAUGAGCACUACUUUUUAAAGGCCCAGAGAGUUCGUCGGCUGAUCACAGAUGAUUUCAGACGUGUUUUCCGCUCAGGCGUGGAUGUGCUGCUGACGCCUGCCACGCUGACCGAUGCCACGUGUUACUCUGACUUCACACAGGAAGACAACCGAACACGCAGCACGCAGGAGGACGUCUUUACCCAGCCUGUCAACAUGGCAGGUCUCCCUGCUGUUUCCGUGCCAACCUCUUUAUCAAGACGAGGCCUUCCUAUUGGCCUACAGCUCAUAGGUCCAGCCCUUCAAGACAACAAACUGCUAAGUGUUGCCCGGUGGAUUGAGCAGAGGGUUGGGUUUCCCUCCAUCAGUGACUUUGGAGAAUCCAGUGAACCAACCAAAAGGGAGCAGACUUCAGCUGUAUGAUCCUGAUAUGGGUGUAAAUGCUGUAUAAGUUAUUAAUCUCAGGCUCAAAUAAUGGACUCAUGGUGCAUACAUCCUGGACAAUUCAUUGCAAAAUGCCAACAGUCAUUAUUUAAAAACAUGCAUAAUAUGUCAUUUGCUGGGACAGGAUGCUGCUGUUUUUAGAAAAAACAUGCUCCAAUUCAAUAAAAGGAAAAUGGAUACAUUGAA
Messenger RNA from Sphaeramia orbicularis (orbiculate cardinalfish), 1839 nucleotides. RefSeq names its product glutaminyl-tRNA amidotransferase subunit QRSL1 (gene qrsl1). Bases 85 to 1632 code for a protein of 515 amino acids. Gene Ontology annotation, molecular function: glutaminyl-tRNA synthase (glutamine-hydrolyzing) activity. Gene Ontology annotation, biological process: mitochondrial translation; glutaminyl-tRNAGln biosynthesis via transamidation. The transcript is spliced from 12 exons. Gene Ontology annotation, cellular component: mitochondrion; glutamyl-tRNA(Gln) amidotransferase complex. The record is from RefSeq and is a predicted model, not a curated record. Lineage: Eukaryota; Metazoa; Chordata; Actinopteri; Kurtiformes; Apogonidae.